Molecule: messenger RNA, 1108 nt
Organism: Paramecium sonneborni
Lineage: Eukaryota; Ciliophora; Oligohymenophorea; Peniculida; Parameciidae
Source: the annotation of a GenBank genome assembly
AUGUUAUUAUUAUCCUAGCGAUACUCAACAUAAUUAGAAGAAUUAGAAACUAUGAAGGCAUCGAUACAAGGAUAGCAAUCUUCUCAUUCUAGAAAUCUUUCAAAUGAAAGACCAUUAAAUUAAUAGAGAUAAUUGUAGUUCUCUAUGGAAAAUCCAAGACAUAAAAACAAAGUACAAUCAUACUCUGUUGAAAAAUAAGUAAAAAUAAAAGAAUAUUAUUUUAGUUGAAUUUAAGUUCAUAAAACCAAAAAGUUGAAAAUUUGAUUGCUUCUUGGAUGCAUUAGAAAAAUUCAUAAUCUUUAAAUUCAACUUAAAAUGUAUUUGUACCUUCUAAAGUAAUUAAUGAUGUUCGUUCAGCUUAAUAACUUGAAAAUCAAAAUAAAGAACUCAAUAAACCUCAUAUCAUUAUGGAGGAGGAUGCAUUGUUUACAGAAGAAACUGAGAAUUAACCUAAUAUUCAAAACAAUAAAAACAAUCAGUCUAAAAUUCCUGUCCAUUUGAUUGUUCCUACAAAAAAUCAUAAAGAUAUAUGUAUUAAAUUCUUAAUGAAGAAAGUCAAGAAAUAAAGAAAGUUAAUAAAGGAAAGAAAUAAUAUAACCAAAGACCAUAAACUACUAAAAUUAAUCAAGGUAAUUAGGCAAAAUCAUCACCUUUUGUGUUUAAGGAACAAUUUAUAUCAAAUUCUAUGAAAAUGUCUCAGAUUGAUUAAUCCAAACUCAAUAAUCAAUUUAAUGGAACCAAUACUUAACAUAAUAAAAAUAAAUAAUAAUAUUCAUUUAAAUAAGUCAAGAAAAGUAGUGCAAGCAUCCAUGAAGAAAAUCUAUAAGAAAAUUAAUUCAUUUCAGACUUAUUAAGAUUAAAAGAACAGAUUUUAUCUACAUACUUAAAAUAAAAUCGAGCUCUAAUAGGUUCUUAAAAUUAAAUCGUUAAGUAUAUCAGUGUAAUAAAAUUAGAAAUUUUGAUGAAAUUGUAUCUAUUAUAAAGUAGGAUUUCCCAAAAUGAAAAUAUAUAUAUAAAUAUUAAAUAUUAUAAUUUUACAUUUAAAAUUUUUGAGUUGAUUCAUAAAUUCUUAAUUUUCUUCUAUUUUGGCUAUCUUUCCUUAAAAUGA